Melitaea cinxia (Glanville fritillary) is the source of this 1379-nucleotide messenger RNA. Its product is annotated as RING-type E3 ubiquitin-protein ligase PPIL2. Gene Ontology annotation, molecular function: peptidyl-prolyl cis-trans isomerase activity; ubiquitin-ubiquitin ligase activity. Gene Ontology annotation, cellular component: catalytic step 2 spliceosome. The record is from RefSeq and is a predicted model, not a curated record. The transcript is spliced from 7 exons. Gene Ontology annotation, biological process: protein peptidyl-prolyl isomerization; protein polyubiquitination; protein folding. NCBI's taxonomy places the organism in Eukaryota, Metazoa, Arthropoda, Insecta, Lepidoptera, Nymphalidae. The coding region runs from base 339 to 1322 and encodes 327 amino acids.
UUCUUUAUGUUUUUCAGAAAUUAGAGAUAAAAAGUUUAAUAAAGCUAAACUUCUUCAAGAAUUCACAAGAUGACUACCACUGCCCUGUGUUAUUCAAACCGUUUACAAAGAACUCUCAUAUUGUCGCCGUUAGUACUAGUGGUAAUGUGUAUUGUUAUGAAGCAAUUGAACAACUCAAUAUCAAAGGAAAAAACUGGAAAGACCUCAUCAAUGAUACACCAUUCACAAGAGCUGAUAUCAUCACUAUACAGGAUCCUAAUAACUUGAAAAAAUUUAAUAUAUCUACGUUUCAUCAUGUAAAAAAUAAUUUGAAAGUUGAGACAGAAGAGGAAAUAGCUAUGAGGAAGGACCCACAUGCUAGGCUAAAGACAGUAUCAGCUGAAACAAAAGACAUUUUACAAGAGCUUGAAAGAGAAUAUAAAGCUCCUGAAGCAAAAGAAGUUAAGAAAGAGGUAGCAGAUAAAUUCAAUGCAGCGCAUUAUUCUACUGGAAUGGUAGCAGCCAGUUUUACGUCGACUGCCAUGGUGCCAGAAACUAUACAUGAGGCUGCUAUUAUAGGUGAUGAUGAAGUCAAAUAUGAGAGGGUUAAAAAAAAAGGAUAUGUGAGACUAGUAACCAAUAUUGGACAGUUAAAUUUUGAAUUAUAUUGUGAUGUGACACCCAAAGCUUGUGACAAUUUCAUCAAACAUUGUAUCAGUGGAUACUACAAUGGUACCAAGUUUCACAGGUCGAUAAGAAACUUCAUGAUUCAAGGUGGCGAUCCCACAGGGACUGGAUUAGGUGGAGAAUCAAUAUGGAAAAAACCAUUUGAAGAUGAGAUAAGGCCAAAUUUACAUCACACUGGUCGUGGUGUACUGUCUAUGGCUAAUUCUGGACCUAACACUAAUGGAUCACAGUUUUUCAUCACAUUUCGCUCGUGUAAACAAUUAGAUGGCAAACAUACAAUAUUUGGAAAAUUAGUCGGUGGCCUCGAUACUUUAAGUGCAAUGGAGCAGAUUGAAGUAGAUAAUAAAGACAGACCCAUACACGAUAUUGUCAUAGAGGUAGCCCAGGUGUUCGUUGAUCCAUUUGCUGAAGCUGAGGAACAACUUGCACUGGAAAGAGCGGAAGAAUUAAAGAAACAGGCAGUAGAACAGGAAGUCGGGGUGAAACCUAAGAAAGCGACAGCACAACCGCUAAAAGUAUUUAGAGAUGGAGUUGGGAAAUAUCUUAAUUUACAAGAAGUAGCGUCGACAAGCAAACAGACAGGGACUCCACAAGUACCAGCAAAAAAACCCAAAAAGGAUUCAAAAUAUAACUUUGGAUCAUUUGAUUCGUGGUAGUUAAGAUGCAAAUGUUCAAAUAAAUAAAUAAAUAAUAAAAUUAAUUUUAACAUUUCA